This is a messenger RNA of Triticum turgidum subsp. durum (durum wheat), 2214 nucleotides long. NCBI's taxonomy places the organism in Eukaryota, Viridiplantae, Streptophyta, Magnoliopsida, Poales, Poaceae. The record is from the annotation of a GenBank genome assembly.
AUGUGGGACAAGCCAUUUGUGAAUCGUUUUACUUUGGAAAUUUACCACCGUUGCUCCAGGUCCGCCUUAUUUGAGUGGAAGGCUAGGGUACCUUCCAUGUACAUUGACAGUGACACUUACAGCUGUUACCACGAGAUGACAGGUCUUCAGUUCCAUAUUAUGAGUCAAAUACCAAAGGUGAGUUCAGUGAGAGUAGGACCGAGAGCUGCUGAACUCCAGGCGUAUCUGAGAAUAAAACGGGUCUUGAUCCUUCUUGAAAGUACCCACAAGACUCAUGACACAUACCACAAAAGAAUCAAGGAGCUUAUAGGUGAUGAUGACAGUGAUGAUGAUGGUUUCCAACGUGGUAGUACCAUAAUCAUCACCACUGACGUCACCUAUUCUUCUCAUAAUUACACAAGAGUUUACCCUCCGCGUGCUAUAUACAAGGCCUUCUACGAUAAAGCCAAGGAGCUUACACAUGAGGGUGUACACUGCAACCAUCAGUAUGUUGAAGAGAUUUUGGACAAAUGUUACCCUCAUGCCUUUACGAUGAAGAUGUUCAUGCAUCUUCUCCAGGCAAAUCCCCAAAGGACGGAUAAUGAGCUUCAAAACAUCAUGGGGAGCAUAUCAAGUUGUAUAAGGCUCAACAAAAGCGUCCCUGAGCAAAUGCUCAUGUGGUGCUACAAUGACCUGCCUAGCAAAUACAAGAGUUGCUUGAUGUAUCUAUCCAUUUUCCCCAAAGACCGCACCAUCACAAGGACAACCCUGGUUAGAAGAUGGAUUGCUGAGGGCCUCAUAAACCCUACAAGAGAGUACUACACUACCCAAGGUCAGUUGGAUAAUGCAACAACACUAGAGGUUGUAGCCAAGCACCAUUUCGAGAUGCUCGUCGCUCGAGGGUUCAUUCGUCCUGUUGAUAUCAGUGAUGCAUGCAACAUCAAGACAUGCACGUUACAUCAUGAAGCUUCCGAGUUCAUCGCCAGGAUUGCCAUAGAUGUCAACUUUGUGGACACAGAUCUGCCACAAGGUUUUGCGCAACACCUUUCCAUCCAUAACAGAAUACCACUGCAAGCAUGUCAUCCUCCUACGGAAGUUGCCAAUGACAUAGUAGCAUCUCUUCCAUAUUUGGCCAAGUCAUCUCAGUGGAAGCUCUUGAAGGUGAUGGAUCUAGAGGGUUGCAGAGGGUUGAAGAAGAAACAUCUUAAGAUUAUUUGUAAGAUAAUACUGCUCAGAUAUUUCAGCCUCAGGAAUACAGAUGUCACUGAACUUCCAAAGCAAAUAGAGAUGCUAACAUGCUUGGAGACAUUGGACAUCCGGCAAACUGCAGUAAGGGCGUUCGCCACAAAGUCUAUUAUGCUUCCAAUGCUAAAGCAUAUGCUUGCUGGGGAGAGUCAGACAUGCCCUCCUCCUUUGAAUAACAAUCCUGAGAGGUUUCAAGAGUCAUUUGUGGGGGUGCGCCUUCCCAAUGGCGUCCCAAGAAUGGAAAAACUGGAGAUGUUGUCUCAUGUUGAUGUUUCCCACAGUGUUGAUGAUAUGAUCAGCAUCGGACAACUGCUGCGACUAAGGAAACUAGGUGUGAUCCUCGAUAGGAAGAAUAGAGAUGGCUUGUUGGAUCUUUUGUUCCAACAGAUUGAGAAGUUGCAUGGUUGCCUCCGUUCCUUGUCAAUCCAGGUCAACCAUCCGGUUACAAGUGACGGUGUUAUUAUUCAUGAUGAUGCAGACGAGGUGCAUGCAUUGGGCUCGCCUCCGAAACUCCUUCGGAGCCUAAACAUCAGAGGCAUCAGAAAUGGGCUCCUUGGCUGGAUCGCAGAGCUCGAUAAGCUCGUCAAGUUAACACUGAGCGAAACUUACCUUGGGGAAGAUGCUCUAGGCAUCAUUGGCAAUCUUGGAGUUCUAGCUUGUCUCAGGCUUCUGCACAAGUCGUACAACGGAAGCAAGCUCCACAUCAAGAAUGGAGAGUUCAUUAGCCUCAAGUCUUUGAUCGUCCGAGGCAACGACAUCACCAGCAUUCACUUUAACGAAGGUGCAUCACCUAAGCUUGAGAUGUUUGUGUGGUCUUUUGCCAGAAUGGAGGCCAUGGAUGGACUCGAUGAGCUUUACUAUUUGAAGAAGGUUGAGCUCUAUGGUGACUGCAACCCACAGCCCCUGCGAGACCAGAUGUGGAGGGGGUUGUAUUUCCAGUACCUGCGAGAUCAGAUGUGGAGGAGGUUGGAUUUCAAGCACAACGGAUAG